AUUGAAUAAACUAAUUGCCCUGUGCAUCAUUAUUUUAAUGUAUUUGCACUUUACUCGAACGUUGCAUCGCGAAUAAUAAUAAAUUUAAAUCGCUCACAACCGAAAAUCGGUAAGCAAUUUGCAUUUAAAAUGCGAUAAUAUUUUAAUAUUUCGAGUAAUACGUAAAUUUUUGCAUUCAACGAAAUGCUCAACCUAUGUACACUCGUUUUUUGCGCAGCGAUUUUUGUAAACAUUUCCCAUGUUUACGCUGGUGAAUGCGAAAUUUUCAAUCGACGUACUGAAUGCUGCACAAAAGGUUUAAAAAGAAACAUUUGCGUCAAUUUUACUAUAACCGAUAUAGAAAAACAUGAGUUAAAGGCAGUAUUAGAAUUUGACAACAAAACCAUAUCAAACAAAAUAACAAAAUCAUAUUCUUUUAAUAUGUGCAUACCCAGGACAAAAAUCUGCUUGAAGUACAACGAAAUCGAGAAAAAUACAACGUUUUGGUGUAUGAUGGUUUACAAUAAAUAUAACGAAUACGAAGUCUACUACCACCUACCAUGUCUAAAAGAAAAUGGUGAGGAAUUCUAUCAAAAACCGAAUUUUUACAUACACAACAAUUUUCUGUGGGAUAUUAUUGCACCGGAAAUGUUCGAUGAAAAAGGCAACGUAAAAAAUGAUACCAUUUUGAAAGAUAGUGUUAGUUUUUUUGAAGGCUCUGCUACUGAUGUUCAAAAUCCAACUUUAACUACAAUAUUGUAUACCACCACAGAUAUAAAUUUAAAUAAUAAUAUUGAUGACUCCACUGCCCUAGGUCUUAAUGGUAACGCUUCUACUUUCAACAAGUUUUUCACAAAUUUUUUACUUUUUUCUAUAACCUUUUUACUUAUCUUAUAGAAGACAUUUUUGAAUAAAAUGAUUGGAAA
Brassicogethes aeneus is the source of this 905-nucleotide messenger RNA. The record is from the annotation of a GenBank genome assembly. Lineage: Eukaryota; Metazoa; Arthropoda; Insecta; Coleoptera; Nitidulidae.